CCUCUUCCUCAGCUCCUCUCCGUAACCUUCCAAAAAGUCUCUCCUCUCCUUUCUCCCGUUCCUCUCUCCCAACCCUUUCUUUCCUGGCGGCGACGACUGGACGACCGGCGGCGACUGGGCGAGCGGCGCCAUCCUACGCCAGGCCUUCGUCGGACCCGUCGCCGGCGACGAGUACCAACUAGGCUGAUUUGGUCGUCUUGAUUUCGUGGAAGUGAUCUGGCAACGGGGGGCUCCUUGUUGAGCAGACCGGAUCAUGCUUCUUGCAGUGUAAAAGCUUGGAUCUCCUAGGUGUGCCUUGGAGCGGAGAGGAUCGUGUGUUCUUACUCCUUGCUGCGACUAUCAUGCAGAGUGGGGGUGACAUGAGACCUGUGCACAACAGCGUUGACACAGUGAAUGCAGCGGCUGCAGCCAUUGUCACAGCGGAGAGCCGCACACAAGCUCCCCCAGAGCCGCGAAGGAAAUGGGCUGACCGUCUGAGCGUGUACUUCUGCUUUGGGUCUCAGAAGAAUGGUCGGCGCAUCAACCACGCUGCACUUGUCCCGGAACCCACAUCUCAAAGGACAGAUGCACCUGCAGUAGAAAUUCCUGACCACCCACCGCCUCCUGUAUUCCCAUUUGUCGCACCUCCGUCCUCUCCAGCUUCCUUCCUCCAAUCAGAACCCACAUCUAUUGUACAAUCGCCAAGGAUCGGCGCUCCACCAUUUUCACCCCUCUCGCCAAACUCCCCAUCCCCCACAGGGCCACCAUCCAUCUUUGCUAUUGGGCCAUAUGCACAUGAGACACAGCUAGUCUCACCUCCAGUGUUCUCAGCCUUCACAACUGAACCAUCAACUGCUCCUUUCACUCCUCCACCGGAGUCUGUCCAUUUGACAACCCCUUCUUCUCCAGAGGUCCCAUAUGCAAAGCUUCUGACUUCGAUCAACAACAGCAAGAAUGGUGAAACAGGGGAUCUUCAGUCAUAUCCGAAUUACCCAGACAGCCCAAUAGCGCGCCUGAUAUCUCCAAGCUCAGGUUGUUCUGGCACUUCCUCCCCAUUCCCUGACCCGGAGAUGCUGGCUUCCUCACGCUACACAUUCCCCUCGUUCCCAGUUCGUGAGCCACCAAAGAUAUUGGAUGGAGAGGGUGUUGCAACACAGAAGUUGAUACCUCGCCAUAUGCGCAAUGGCGGUUCCAUUUUGGAUGGCCACAUUGCAGCCGCUGUUCCGGUUGCAGACUUCUCUGCCCGCCUUCAGCCCAACGAUCAUGCUAUGGAUCACCGGGUAUCAUUUGAGUUGACCGUGGAAGACGUGGCGCGCUGCCUAGAGAAGAAAACUGCUAUUUCUGGGGAUUCUGCGACAGCUUCUUUUCAUCUUGCACCCACCAGCAGUGGUGACCACAAGAGGGAGUCUAACGAUACAAGGGCGGGGCUAUACGUUGAUGAGACAUACCAUGACCUGCCUGAGAAAGCAAGGCGGUCCCUGUCCCUUCGCCUGGCCAAGGAGUUCAACUUCAACAACGUUGAUGCUGCCAAUGUGGAGCCAAGCGUGGGGUCUGACUGGUGGGCGAACGAGAAGGUUGCCGGGAUCACUUCGGAGCCGGAGAAAGGAUGGUCCUUCCACCCGGUGGCUGCGCCGGGGGUCAGCUAGCCUUUGCACACUGACCAUGAUCUCUCAGGAUGAUGAAGGAACGAGCUUCCGCUUCUUUUGCUGCUGCUUCGGUGCGUGAUGUUCGCAGAUAUUGCUGUGGGGUAUGCUAAACUUGCAGUUAGUGAUAAUCCAAAGUUAGAUAGUGAUUCGAAGUGAAGCUAAUUAAUACCAUGGUGAGAUAGUAAAGGAUUCUGGAGUCUCUGGUUAUUAUGUGGAACCGCAAAACUUGCGUCCUGUCUGUGUCUGUAUCCCGUGUACUGACUUGGUGUCCUGCUGAUACUGUUUGUGUCUGUACAUAAUAAGCUGCUGUAGUCGAAAAGGGUACAACUCCUUGGUUUGGUCAAGUGUUGCGUUGGUGGCGGAUGCUGUAUGUAUGUAAUCGACCAAUUUACCCUCCGUGCUGCGUCUCCAUAUUUCUUCGUCA
Setaria italica (foxtail millet) is the source of this 2049-nucleotide messenger RNA. Its product is annotated as ESX-1 secretion-associated protein EspI. The record is from RefSeq and is a predicted model, not a curated record. The transcript has 3 exons. NCBI's taxonomy places the organism in Eukaryota, Viridiplantae, Streptophyta, Magnoliopsida, Poales, Poaceae. Bases 342 to 1625 code for a protein of 427 amino acids.